This is a messenger RNA of Aspergillus pseudoviridinutans, 444 nucleotides long. RefSeq lists its product as uncharacterized. The record is from RefSeq and is a predicted model, not a curated record. NCBI's taxonomy places the organism in Eukaryota, Fungi, Ascomycota, Eurotiomycetes, Eurotiales, Aspergillaceae. The transcript has 2 exons. Bases 1 to 444 code for a protein of 147 amino acids.
AUGGGCACAUCCCCUACAGCUAUGCCUGCACCAGCUGAAGUCCAAGCGACAACCUUGGAGAAAUUUAUCCAAGGAUGGGCCGGAUGGGCCCCAGACGGUUUUCUCGCCAACUGGUCCGAAGACUGCACGCAGAAAACACUGCCUUUCAGCUCAGGGGUGCCAGUCCGCACCUGCCCAGACACUGAACAGCUUUUUCCGGUUCUCAUGUUCCUAGUGUCGAAUUUCACUGCCGACGAUGUGGAAAACCCUCAUACAAGCAUGGCACCCAAGCCUCUGGUACAUAGCGGCGAUGCAGUCUCCUUGAUCUGCCAGACCAACAUGGAACAUGCACUGAGGACUCUCCUGGGUUCUCAGGUGCAGCUUGGAUUGCGACUGCCUGGUUACAACAGGAGCCAAAUAAAUAGCAUCGAACCCCCUGGUGCGCGCCGCGAACCCUGCUUCUAG